AUCAACUCUACAUAAAGACGACGACCGCGUCCGGGUCGUCGCGAAAACGCCUGUCCUCGAAUCUGAACUCCGUCGUUGUCGUCGUCGUCUUCUUCUUCUUCUUCGCUUCGCCUCCGCGUUAGGGUUUAACAGCAAGAAUCUCUGAUCUCCCAAACUUCCUUUGCUUCGUCCCGACGGCAAAAUCCAUGGAGACCUUCACCGUCCCUUUCGCGGUGGACCUCUCUAAGAAGCGCAAGAUCGAAGACAACAACAACGGGUUCGCGCCGCCGACGGAGCAAUCGGACGCCGUCCCCGCGCUCGCCCCCCUCGAGGCUCGCAAGAUGAUCGAGCCCUUCACCAGGGAGCAGCUCCUCGACGUCCUCCAGGAAGCCGUCAUCAACCACCCCGAUGUGCUCUACGCGGCCCGCGCCGUGGCGGACGGCGACGCCACGCAGCGGAAGCUAUUCGUGCGUGGCCUCGGAUGGGAGACCACCACCGAGGGGCUCCGCUCGCUCUUCUCUGUGUACGGAGAGAUCGAGGAGGCUGUCGUGGUCCUCGACAAGGCCACGGGUAAGAGCAAGGGUUAUGGGUUCGUCACGUUUAAGCACGUGGACGGCGCGCUCCGUGCUCUACGGGAGCCAAGCAAGAAGAUUGAUGGCCGAGUGGCAGUUACCCAGCUCGCUGCCGCCGGUAAUACCGGGUCGAAUGCGAAUCCCGUGGAUGUUUCCAAUAGGAAGAUUUAUGUAGGUAAUGUGCCGAUUGAUAUGCCCUCGGAUAAGCUUUUGUCUCAUUUUUCUGCGUAUGGUGAGAUUGAGGAGGGCCCACUGGGGUUUGAUAAGCUGACUGGGAAGUCGAGGGGUUUCGCUCUGUUUGUAUAUAAGACGAUGGAUGGAGCACAGGCUGCGUUGGUGGAACCGGCGAAAAUGAUUGAUGGGAGACAGGUAAACUGUAAAUUGGCGAUCGAUGGGAAGAAGAAACCUGGAGCGGGGCCUAUGGGAGGUCCUGGUGCACCUGGUGGGCAUGGCGAUCGCCCAGUUGAUGGAAUGGGAAUGGGUGGUGUACCUUCCUUCGCGGGGUCUGUUCCGGGGCAGUAUGGUCCGAGUUCGGUUGGAGGUUACGGUGGGUUUUCGGGUCAACCAUCGGUGGGUCUGAUGAAUUCGGCUUCAAUGGGUGGCCCCAGUGCGACUUCUAUGACCAAUCAGGCUCCUUCAUCCCUGGGCGGUGUUGGUGGUUUUGGUACUGGACUAGGUGGUCCAUAUGGUGGUUAUGGCGGGCAUGGGUCUGCCGGCUAUGGAGGGAUGGGUGGUGCUCUUGGCGGACAUGGUUCUGCUGGGGGUUUUGGUGGCGUUGGCGGCGGUUUGGGUGGUGCUGCCGGUGGACUAGGUGGUGUGGCUUCAGGUUUUGGAGGUGCUGCCACUGGAUCAUCUCUGUAUCGGCCUUCAGGUGGGUAUCCUGAAGGGGGGAACUAUGGCUUGUCAUCAUCAUCUGCUUACCCAAGUCAGACUCAGCAGCCAACAGGGACCUCUCCUGUGCCAAGGGUUCCCCAAGGAGGAAUGUAUCCCAGUGUGCCUCCUUAUUAUUGAGCUAUACAAAUUACAACGGGUUGCUGCUGUGGCAGACAUUUGCUUCUGCAAGUCUCUUGCUAGCAUCAUCAUGAUUAGUGCCUUUCUUUUGGUCGGGAACUGUGAAACACAUUUCAUCCAACUUUUUUUAUAAAAUGCUGUUGCUUUUGGAAGUCAUUCUGCAAGUCUGUGAUGUCAUGCAGCUAGUCUGCUAUGCAUGGCUUUUGUUUCAAAGAAACUUGUUUCUGUGUUGAGUGUAGUUGCCUGUCGUUAUGGGUGAAUGCUAUAUUCUCUAGUUUCUUACUUGGGUGUGGGCAAUCCUGUUCUUCUUUAUUCUCCCCUGCUUGUCCUAAUGCGAGUUGUCGUUGGUGGUUGGGAUUUCAAACUUGUAUCUUGGUGAUGGCGUGGUUCUGGAAUACAAUUUUGCCUACAAGUCAAUAUCUGUUCCUCAAUUGUUUCAAGAUGUUAUUUUUAUGUUGUGUAUGAUGCUUCAGCUUGCUAGUUUAGCCUGUCAUAUGGGUUUAGUCUUGUGCGCUGUUGUUGCAAGUGUAACAUUCUCUGGGUACAAGUUUGUUGUCCUAAUUAUUAAGUCUUUAGUUUUUGCUGGUGCAAUAUUUAAUACACCCAGGGACUAAGCUGAAGUUUGUGGUCUUUAUCUCUUUUAUCUUGAAGUUGAGCUUGACUUACUGGCAUCUGCUUCUUCAUAUGGUAUUUCAAAGGUGCUAAAAAUGGGAUAUUUAGGACGCUGGGGAGAGUGAAAUAAGCUUUAGGAUGCACACUCUAGUACCAUUGUCUGACUAGAGUAUUUGUUAUGCAAUGAUCAUCUCCUAAUUGAAUGAGAAUGAUAAAGGUGAUCGAAAGUGCUUGGACAAUUUAUCCAUCGUGGUCUUUAAGAUGCUUUUGUGCCUUUGGUGUCACUUUGGAUGAACUUAUUUUGUUUGAUAAAAGGAGGUAAAAUAUCCCACUCAAAUGUCAGAGGGUGCUUAUCACUGGUGGGAGCUUAUCGAAGUUGUUAUGUUGAUCAUUUUGUAGGAUAAGAUGGUAUUUGGCUGACUUUUCACUAGAUGUAGUGGUUGAUUCGUGAAAGUUGGAUGGGUAUUAUGGGGAUAAAUUUUUAGGUGUUUUUGGACCAAAAACUUUUAAUCAAAGUAAUAUGCGUGCACAAUGUUAGGGACUUUCUAAUUUUGUUUUGGGUUGAUGCAUGGUUGUUGACUUGGGUGGAGGGAAUGGUGUGCUCCCGGAGUGCCCAGAAACUUCUCGCAUAAUUUGGCCACAUUGCUUUGAUAGUUUGAAUCAUCAUCUCAUUGAUAUUGCAGAGGUGGUAUUUAAUUAUAUACGCAUUGAUGUCUACAAUACUAAGUGAGAUGACCCUAAUGGUCUUUGAAACUCGGUUGUCAAGUCCCACCUUUCAAGAACUCUUCAGCCAGAGGCAUUCCAAAUUAGCAUACUCGACGAUCUACAAUUGACAAUUUGACAUGGUGAUGAUUUGUUAUGCCAAUUGCUGUUUAAAUGUUGGUAAUUCAUGUCCAUUCGAUGUCCGUACGUGAUCGAUAGAUGGUAGUGACUGUCUUGUGAAGCUUUAACUUAAUUGUUCUUUCUAUAUUAAAAUAUGGUGUUAUGAAUUGGUGUGGCUAAGCUUAAAAUGGAAUUGGAGAAAUUGGAAGUGGCUUAGUAAGUCAUCUUAAUCAUUUAAUGCUUUUGCCUCUCCUUGUUCUUUUCCAUUUUUCCUCGUCCUUGUUCAUGGGGCAUGAGACAUGACCCCUUGCGAGUAAGGUCGAGGCCAGGGAAGUUCUGAUAGAAGAGUUUCCGCCACCAGAGUUGGAUGAAUUUCAGGCGAUGCGGUUGUUGGAAAAUGUCAUUCUUUUGUACGGGGGCGAGUUGGAUGACUCCUGAAAAUUAGGACAUAAGCUUGCUAAGUUAGGAAAUUUUGUAUUUGUAGCACUCGUCAGGGCACUCGGGAUGUAUCUCAUGCGAUGCUAGACAAAUCAUCAAUUGUCGUUUGCUCAAAAAGAAUUUUGGAAAGUGAGUUUCAGCUACUGAAAUCCUGAGACCAGUAAUUUUUUCAAUAUAAAAGUAAAGAGAAAUUACACAAAA
This is a messenger RNA of Syzygium oleosum, 3635 nucleotides long. Its product is annotated as UBP1-associated protein 2C-like. Gene Ontology annotation, molecular function: RNA binding. The coding region runs from base 186 to 1562 and encodes 458 amino acids. Lineage: Eukaryota; Viridiplantae; Streptophyta; Magnoliopsida; Myrtales; Myrtaceae. The record is from RefSeq and is a predicted model, not a curated record. The transcript has 2 exons.